This is a messenger RNA of Cololabis saira (Pacific saury), 1701 nucleotides long. RefSeq names its product TBC1 domain family, member 22B (gene tbc1d22b). Bases 183 to 1682 code for a protein of 499 amino acids. The transcript is spliced from 13 exons. Gene Ontology annotation, molecular function: GTPase activator activity. Gene Ontology annotation, biological process: activation of GTPase activity. The record is from RefSeq and is a predicted model, not a curated record. NCBI's taxonomy places the organism in Eukaryota, Metazoa, Chordata, Actinopteri, Beloniformes, Belonidae.
AUGGCGUCUCUCUGCUCCUCUCCGCCGUCACGCUGCUGCCGCCGCCUGACCCAGACCUCCUAGACCCGCCCAGACCCGCCCACCCCCGCCGAACCGGGCCUCUACCCGGGCCGGGCCGGGCCAUGGUCCCGGUUCUGCCGGACCCGGAGCCGAACUGAAGCGGAACCGAACUAAACACCGCGAUGGCCACGGACAACAGGAGCAGUUUCUGGAGGAGAAGCCCGAAGGUUCCGGGCAGCGUCAGGCCCGUUUAUGGAGCGCAGCAUCCGCCGCUCGACCCGCGGCUACGGCGCACACACUCCAAGGAGACCCGGUCCAGGUUCCAGACCCGGACCUCCAGGGCGUCCCGGGCCUCCAGCUUCCAUGAAUUCGCCCGCAGCACCAACGACGCCUGGGACCUGGAGGACGAGGAGGACCCGGUACCGGGUCAGAACCGGUACCGGGACCCCCAGGAGGACCCGGUACCGGGUCAGAACCUCCGGGAGGACCGGACCCAGCAGGACCAGACCCGGGAGGACCGGAUCCCCCAGGAGGACCGGAUCCAGGAGCCUCAGGUCAAUGGAAAGGUGACCAAGUCCAGCAGUGAGGAGCUGCACCUGAACACAUCCUCGGCGGUCCGGUCCUCCCUGCCGGUCCGGCCCCUCAUCCCCCUGGUGGCCCGGAUCUCGGACCAGAAUGCCUCCGGAGCUCCGCCCUCCACGGUCCGGGACAAGAGCCGGCUGGACAAGUUCAGGCAGCUGCUGGGGGGAACCAGCCCCGACCUGGAGGAACUGCGGCAGCUCAGCUGGUCUGGGAUUCCCAGGGAGGUUCGGCCCGUCACCUGGAGACUCCUCUCUGGCUACCUGCCGGCCAACAGCGAGCGGCGGCAGCUGGUCCUGCAGAGGAAGAGGGAGGAAUACUUCAGAUUCAUCGAGCAGUACUACCAGUCCAGGACCGAGGAGGGACACCGGGACACCUACAGACAGAUCCACAUCGACAUUCCCAGAACCAACCCGUUGAUCCCGCUGUUCCAGCAGCCGGCGGUGCAGGAGGUCUUUGAGCGGAUCCUCUUCAUCUGGGCGAUCCGCCACCCGGCCAGCGGCUACGUCCAGGGAAUCAACGACCUGGUCACGCCCUUCUUCGUCGUCUUCCUGUCUGAGUUCGUCACGGAGGACGUGGAGAACUUUGACGUGGCGGCGCUGCCUCUGGACACGCAGAGGAACAUCGAGGCCGACAGUUUCUGGUGCAUGAGCAAGCUGCUGGACGGAAUCCAGGACAACUACACGUUUGCUCAGCCCGGCAUCCAGAACAAGGUGAAGGCGCUGGAGGAGCUGGUGAGCAGGAUAGACGAGGACGUCCACCAGCACUUCCGCAGGUACGAGGUGGAGUACCUGCAGUUCGCCUUCCGCUGGAUGAACAACCUGCUGAUGAGGGAGCUGCCGCUGCGCUGCACCAUCCGCCUCUGGGACACCUACCAGGCCGAGGCCGACGGCUUCUCCCACUUCCACCUCUACGUCUGCGCUGCUUUCCUCCUGGAGUGGCGCAAGGAGAUCCUGUCCAUGGUCGACUUCCAGGGACUCCUCAUGCUCCUGCAGAACCUUCCCACAAUCCACUGGGGCAACGAGGAGGUUGGUCUGCUGCUGGCGGAAGCUUACAGACUCAAGUACAUGUUCGCCGACGCCCCCAGUCACUACCGGAGGUAGUGGAUCUGGUCUGGAACUA